AUGAGCGAGCGGAAUUACGAGCAACGGUGUGCGAUCAAGUUCUGUUUGAAACUUGGCUACAAUGCGACUAAGACUCUGACAAAACUCCAACAGGCCUACAGUGAUGCUGCUUUGUCAAGAGCCCAGGUGUUCAAGUGGUUCAAGGCAUUUUCCGAAGGUCGGGAAUCAGUUGAAGAUGAGUCUCGGUCUGGAAGGCCAUCAACGUCGAGAAAUGACGAAAAUGUGAAACGAAUUCGAGAUCUUGUGCGGUCUGACCGUCGGUUAACUGUCAGAUUAAUCGCAGACGAGCUGAAUUUGAACCAUACGACCGUCCACGAAAUUCUGAUCAACGAACUGGGGAUGAGAAAAAUUUGUGCGAAAAUGGUACCCAAAAAUCUCACUCCUCAGCAAAAAGAAAACAGAAAGAAGUGUGCCGCGAUCUUUUGGAGCGGAUUGAAAAUGAUCCAGAUUUUUUCAAAAAUGCGAUCACAGGCGACGAGACGUGGGUCUUUGAGUACAAUCCCGAAACCAAAAGAUAAAGUAAAGAGUGGCACACUGCAAACUCACCACGGCAGAAAAAAGCGAGAAUGA
Ooceraea biroi (clonal raider ant) is the source of this 570-nucleotide messenger RNA. RefSeq names its product protein GVQW3. The record is from RefSeq and is a predicted model, not a curated record. Lineage: Eukaryota; Metazoa; Arthropoda; Insecta; Hymenoptera; Formicidae.